AUGCCGAAUAGUUCUUUGUUAACAUUAAGGACAUUUUAUGCAUAUGGAGCUCGUAAUGGACGGAUUCCCUCCUUACAAAGAACCUUAUCAUAUAAUGCGCGUGGUAACAGUUUGUGCGUAGGAUCAUUACAGCAAUUCACGGAAACCAGUCACACUCUUCAACGUUCUUUCACGGCAUCUUCGAUAUAUAGUCCAAAGCGCAGCACAACUUAUCAUAAUCGGCAAUACUUCACGUCAUCUUCCAAUAUCUCCAAAUCUUAUUCAAGCGCAAUUAUCAAUACGCUGAGCUCCAACCACGCUGAAAAUGAUACUGGAUUGCAAUGCUGCGAACAACCAGUAAAUGUAGCUGCUGUUCCGGAAAUAAAAAAUGAAAUAUCAAAAGCUCCGGAGGAUUCUGCAGAAAUGAUCGCUUUAAUAGACAAAAAUAAAUCGUUGGAGGAAGAAGUGAAACAAUUGACUUUAAAACUUAGAGAAAAAGAACGUUCAGAAAGGGAAUGCAGAAGGAAAAUAUUAGAAUAUGCAGCAGAAAUAAAAGUGUGGAAAAAAAAGUACGAAAUGCAGAAAUUAUCAACAACCGUCGAAAUCAGUGAAUCAAAGGGUAAUGAGGAGAUAAGCGAUAUUAUGGAACAGCUGAAUAAUGCAGCCGAAAAAUUAACACGUUUGGAUGCUGUCAAAGAUCUUAAACUCUUACAAAGCGAGAUGGAAACAGCGUUAAGAGAGAUUAGUAAAUAA
Cercopithifilaria johnstoni is the source of this 732-nucleotide messenger RNA. NCBI's taxonomy places the organism in Eukaryota, Metazoa, Nematoda, Chromadorea, Rhabditida, Onchocercidae. The record is from the annotation of a GenBank genome assembly.